Messenger RNA from Cyphellophora attinorum, 1701 nucleotides. RefSeq lists its product as uncharacterized. The record is from RefSeq and is a predicted model, not a curated record. Lineage: Eukaryota; Fungi; Ascomycota; Eurotiomycetes; Chaetothyriales; Cyphellophoraceae. The transcript has a single exon. The coding region runs from base 1 to 1701 and encodes 566 amino acids.
AUGGCCGCCUCUGGAGUCGAGGAAGACCUCGUACUACCAGAUGAAGUACUGGGAAUCAUCUGUGAUGAACUUGGCCGAGACCGUGAUUUUGUGACCCUUUAUCGAUGUGCCCAAGCGUCCAGGUCAUUCGCAGAUCCUGCGCUGAGAACAAUGUACCAGUACCACGAGCAAUCGCCAGCCUUCUUACAGAGCGAUGAGGCCGAUCCAGGGCUAGCAAAGGCCGACUUUGCCACCAAAUAUGCCAACGCGGAGCAGGCUUUCCAGCGAUGGACGACACUGUGGCGAUCUGUGAUCAUUUCCAGCUUGCCGGACUCGAAGACAUACAAGCCAUACUGCCGCUAUCUUCGCAUGCUGGACUUCCGGAACUUGCUAAAUAUGGUUGAAGACCCUAGAAUGGCUCGGGGAAAACUCCAGUCCUCCUUCUUUGGAGGUCCCAUGAGGCCUUUCAAAAUCAUGUCGAGUCGCGCGUGGAAGGGAAUGCAUUACGUCGAUGGCAGCGCAACAAUCAAUGCGGUCGGCGAAUCUCUGACCCAAGCAGCCACGCAAAUUGAGGAAAUAGCAGGUGACAUUUCCCCAAACAAUCUACCACGCUGGAUUGACAGAACGCCAAAGCUGGAGCGCUUAGUUCUAUGGAAUGGCAAUUCUCUGGUCCAGCGCGCUGGUCAAUCCGUGGCCAAGACGUGUGAUCAUUUCAGCAGUCUGACUAUACGUGAGUGGCGUAACAUCCUGCCAGACGAUCCUCUCGCAGCAGACAAGACCUGUGCCGCGUUUCUGAAUGACCUCGAGCCCGACACAUUGGAGCACUUCGAAAUCAUCAGCUACAAUGACAUUGCAGGGAACUCGUUCACAGCUCUUGGACGGCACAAGUCUCUCCGGGAUUUGACGCUUAACAACUUGUCAAGACAGGCAGUGGAGAAUCUGAAUUGCCUCAAAGACUGCACGGAGCUACAGAUCUUGGUUUUGGAGGACAAUGAAGCGGUCCAGCUUGAGGCUGCCAAUAAUGACAUCUUCACGGAGGUUGUUGAAUGGCUGAGGUCGUGCUCUAAACUACGAGACCUUACCCUCAAACGCUUCCGCGACGGACCAGCCAUACUCAGUCAAGUACUCGUUUCACCGACAGUCAAGUUGACCAAACUUUCUCUCGAAGGUUACCUGGUGCGAGACACGAGCUCAAGAUUGUUCCACACUGCGUUGUCAGAGCAAAAGACACUGGAAGCAGUGUGGCUUCGCGGCAUUGGGGAGGACGUGGUUCCCGAUGAUCUAACGAUCAUGGUCGAUGGACUCUCGAACAUCCCUCAUUUGAAGGAGUUGGUGCUGAAGGAGGUGUCAGACGAGUUUCAGGAGGAACACAUCAUGAAGCUGGCGCUAAGUCUGCCAGAGCUGGAAGAACUCUGGACAUCAGGUGAUGUUGUUUCUGCUGAUGUGUUAAUGGGCUUGCGCAACCUCCGAAACCUGAAGAAGCUGGAUCUCUACGCCAUGACUCAGUUCAGGAGUGAUGAGAUUAUCGACUUCAUCAGCCAGCUCGACCCUGUGACACAGCGUGGUUUCCAGCUAUCCCUAAUGGCUGCAGAUCCAAAUCAGGGCAACUUAUCAGAGACGGAGCAAGACUUGAUCAGAGAACUCAUCCGGACGAGCCUGGAUGGACGCUUCGAUUUCGUGCUCUGGCGGGAUGCUGAUACCAGUGACAGUGACAGUGAUUAA